UAUCAGGACGCUCAAUAGCAGGAAUAAUUUAAUUCUGAUUUGGAUGGUGUCUAAAGGUAUAAUAAUAAUAUCUUCAUGUCGUCCCUCCUGUCCUUUGUUGGCUGGGCAGUCCUCCCCAACUAUGCAACUUCUUUUCUUCAGAAUGUCUACUAUGGGAUCACCAUUCGUGCCGGUGAUCCCAAGCCUCAACCAGGCUCCCCGCGAUACGCCCGACAUCGCCGUCGCAUCUUCAUCGCUGUCGUGACCGCAUACCUGCUAUACACUCUCUUCGAGGCCUUCCAUCGGGUGCAAGCUCAGGGUGACUUUUACCAGGUGCUGGGGGUGUCUCCCCUAGCGGAUGAAAGGUUCAUCAAGUCCCGAUUCCGACGUCUUGCCGCGCAGCAUCACCCAGACAAAGUCGGGAGCGGCGAUGGGGUCUCAGACGACUACUUUGUGUUCUUGAAAAUGGCGCAGGAGACGCUGGUCGAUCCAGCCAAGCGCUUCGCAUACGACAGGUUCGGACCCAGCAUGCUUAACUGGGGCGAGAAGAAGACAGCGCAUGCCUUUCUGGUGGCCGGACUCCAGAAGUCAAUCCCAGGAUAUGUGGGAGGGUUCUUGACAAUUUUGGUUCUGAACUUUGUCUGGUGGUCUGAAUGGGGUCGUUAUUGGCGCUUCUUCACUUUUGCUGCGCUUUUUACAUUAGAACUAGCUCUAACCACCCACCCGGGCGCCGUGUUUAUUCCUAGCUUUUAUAUUCCUCCUGGGUUGCGGGAGUUGGUUGGGAUCUCCCCCAACGCCCCGGGUUUCUAUCUUCUUCCCUUCCAAGUCAUGGCACUAGCGCAGCGGGCUUCGGUGACUUUACACAUAUUCAUCUCGCAGGUCACCCCACCGGAUGUGUGCAAGGGCUCUGCGCCGGGCGAGCGUCUCCAUCCGCAGACCCUCCAGAAACUAGGGCAGAUAAUGCAGCUCAGUCGGACCACGGACGGGGAAGCCACCCGGCUUCUACGUCUGGGAUUUGCGCCGUUCCAGGGAGAUCGGGAGAGUGUCGCGACCCUGCGGAAGGGGAUGAAGGAAGGGUUAGUUUUAAGCAGUGUCAGGGCCAGUCCUGGGGUGCAGCAGGCUGUAAAUGAGGUGAUGGAGCGGAAAAGACAGGAGAAAAAGGUAGAAUAAGCUGUAAAUAAGGUAGCUAUCUGUCUAGGUGUAAAUAAAGGAGCGAGCAUUGUUCAGAUGGGUCGAUCAAAGUAGUAGCAGCCGGUCGGAAGAAAUUUCUUGAGAAUCUGACUCGAGUUGGAUUUCCUGGAUGGGACCAUCCAGUCAUUAGUCGGGAAUCAAGAUGAGACCAAAGGAGUGUGAGGUUUUGGCCCAAAGCCAACUCAUUCACAAAGCGAAUUAAAUCCGAGGACGGAAGUGGUGGAAAGGCUGAAGUUAACGGGAUGAGACGGGAUUGGUGAUCCAUAACUCGAUAGAUAGCAUUACAGAG
Aspergillus ochraceoroseus IBT 24754 is the source of this 1459-nucleotide messenger RNA. Its product is annotated as J domain-containing protein. Bases 76 to 1149 code for a protein of 357 amino acids. Gene Ontology annotation, molecular function: misfolded protein binding; protein-folding chaperone binding. Gene Ontology annotation, cellular component: endoplasmic reticulum. The record is from RefSeq and is a predicted model, not a curated record. Lineage: Eukaryota; Fungi; Ascomycota; Eurotiomycetes; Eurotiales; Aspergillaceae. The transcript has 3 exons.